AUGACUGGAAACAGAUGUUUUCCUCUCUCCAUUCAGUAUGCAAAUGCAGUAGCUAUGAAGGCAACAUUCAAAGGAACUACUUGGUGUUGGCACAGAAGAUAUGGUCACCUCAAUCUUCAAAACUUGAAGUUACUGCAACAAAAGGAAUUGGUUUAUGGACUGCUAGAGAUUGGUAACUUCGAGAAGGUGUGUCAAGGUUGUGCAAUGGGAAAAUCACACAGAGAGGCAUUCGAUAAAGAGAAGGUGUGGAGAGCAAGCAUGCCACUAGAGCUCAUACAUUCAGAUGUGUGUGGACCAAUGCAAUCCACAACCAUUGGAGAUGUGUGGGUAUACUUCAUGCAACACAAGUCUGAAGUAUUCAACAUCUUCAAGAAAUUCAAAGCCAGGGGGAUUAUAGAGUGGAUCAAGAUUAAAAGGCUUAGAAGUGACAAAGGUGGGGAGUACCCUCAACUGAAUUCUUGA
Molecule: messenger RNA, 462 nt
Organism: Prunus armeniaca (apricot)
Lineage: Eukaryota; Viridiplantae; Streptophyta; Magnoliopsida; Rosales; Rosaceae
Source: the annotation of a GenBank genome assembly